Molecule: messenger RNA, 2015 nt
Organism: Sphaeramia orbicularis (orbiculate cardinalfish)
Lineage: Eukaryota; Metazoa; Chordata; Actinopteri; Kurtiformes; Apogonidae
Product: protein disulfide-isomerase A3-like
Exons: 13
Coding region: 114-1613 (499 amino acids)
Biological process (GO): response to endoplasmic reticulum stress; protein folding
Cellular component (GO): endoplasmic reticulum; cell surface
Molecular function (GO): protein disulfide isomerase activity
Source: RefSeq, a predicted model, not a curated record
GUACUUCGAAUUUCGUCGACGCUCGGCGGAGGUCGGGGGUGUUCGGUGCGUCGCUACCGGAUCGGCAGCUACGGUUUAAAUACCUCUCCCCGUCCGGUUCGGUCCGGUCCGACAUGGCUGACUCUGUCCGCAUCUUUCCCCCCCUCUCCAUCUCCUCCUUAUUCCUCGCGCUGCUGUCUCUUCCCGCCGCCGGGUCCGCACGCAGGGACGUGCUGGAGCUCGGGGACGCAGACUUCGACUACCUAGCAACGGAGCACGAGACCAUGCUGGUGAAAUUCUAUGCUCCAUGGUGUGGUGUCUGUAAGAAAUUUGCUCCAGAGUUUGAGAAAGCAGCAACAAAACUGAAGGGAGCAGUUCAACUGGCAAAGGUGGACUGUACAGCCAACUCAGACACCUGCAGUCGUUUUGGCGUUUCUGGAUACCCAACUCUGAAGAUCUUCAGGAAUGGACGAGAGUCCACCCCCUAUGAUGGACCACGCUCUGCAGAUGGAAUCUACCAGUACAUGAAGAAGCAGACCGGUCCAGACUCAGUCCACUUGAAGACUGAAGAAGACCUGGAGAACUUUGUCAACCACUAUGAUGCCAGCAUCGUAGGUGUUUUUUCAGAUCUUCACACCUCUCGGUUGCCGGAGUUCCUUAAGGCUGCAGGACUGCUCCGAGAACAGUUCAGGUUCGCUCACAGCAGUAACCUGAACCUGGCCAAGAAGUAUGGAGCAAACUCAGAUUGUGUACUGUUGUUCAGACCUCCCAGACUGUCUAAUAAGUUUGAGGACAGUGUUGUCGUCUUCACCGACUAUCUGACCAUCGGUUCACUGCGACGCUUCAUCAGAGACCACAUUUAUGGUCUGUGUCCUCACAUGACCCUGGAGAACAAAGACCGUCUGAGGGUUCGUGACCUGCUGACAGCGUACUAUGACCUGGAUUACCAUCGCAACGUCAGAGGAUCCAACUACUGGAGGAACAGGGUGAUGAUGGUGGCCUCUAAAUACCUUGGACGGGGCCUGACCUUCUCAGUAGCCAAUAAAAAGGAUUUCCUGGCUGAGCUGGAGGACGACUUUGGUUUGGGGACGUCGGAUGGAGGAGAGCUGCCAUUUGUCACCAUCCGAACCAAAUUAGGCCAAAAGUACACCAUGAGGGAGGAGUUCACGAGAGAUGGUCAAUCACUGGAAAGGUUUUUAGAUGAUUACUUCUCUGGUCGGCUCAAACCCUACAUCAAGUCAGAACCUGUACCUGAGAGGAACACUGCUGCCAUUAAGGUCGUAGUGGCUGAGUCAUUUAAUGACAUUGUUAAUGAUCCUCAAAAAGACGUCCUGAUCCAGUUCUACUCACCAUUAUGCCCUCACUGCAAGAAACUGGAACCAAUCUACAGAGAGCUGGCUGAAACGCUCGCUGAUGACCCAAACAUGAUCAUUGCCAAGAUGAACGCCAUGGACAAUGACGUCCCACUGGGCUACGAUGUCCAGGGAUAUCCAACCAUCUAUUUUGCUCCUGUUGGUAAAAAAAGUGACCCAAUACGAUAUGAGGGUGCCCGGGAGGUCAAAGAGCUGUUGAAAUUCCUGAAACGGGAGGCAAGUCGAAGUCUUGUGAUCCACGGGUCAAAGGAUGAGCUGUAAGGCUGAUGGACCGACGGUCUCUAUGACGACCGUUUGAACCCGAAUCAGGGACAGGAAGUGACUGCUGAUUGGUUUACAAAAUAAAACAUCAGCCAUGAUGUCACGAUCUGCUGCAGGCAUGUGACUGUCAGCUGAUCCUUUUUAUUUUGUUUGUUAAUUUAUUUAUUUAUUUAUUUAUUUUCCAUUUUUAUACAUGAUAAUGUUAGUCUGAAAGACAUUCUGGGAAAUGUAGUGUCAGUACCACCCUUGAAAUAAUAAAAUGUAAUCUAGUAGGAGAUUUAUACAGAAACUGCAUUCACGAAAGAAAAAUAAAAUGCAGAUACCUUAUACCCUAACUAGAAAACUAAAAAGAGGACAUAAUUAAUAUAACAUGCAAUCUAUUCAAAAAAGUGUCGAAUCUUU